CCAAACCACACAAAACAAUGACACAUGUUUCCAAACAACCUCCGGGUUUAGUGUUGACUACCGACUUUGUCACAGAAGAAUUCGAAAAGAAAGUCUUGGAAACGUUUCUCAGCGAGCUCGAGUGGCCAGAUCGUAAUGGCCGACGAUCUCUUCACUAUGGCUACACAUUCUGCUACAAGACGUUCAAGAUAGACCGAGACAUCCCAUACGAACCGUUUCCACCGUGGCUUAACCAGCUUCUGCCGCCAGGCGAGACUGAGCUUCCAGAUCAAGUGUGCAUCCAGCACUAUCCGCCGGGAGCUGGCAUUCCGCCACAUGCGGAUACGCACAGCGCCUUUGAUCAGCUCUACUCCCUGUCACUAGGCUCGCCUGUCCUGAUGCAGUUUGCGCACCCAGAAACGGGAGAGAAGCUCGACAUCGACUUACCAGCGCGCAGCAUGGCCCAAUUCAGCGGCGAUGUCCGCCUGCACUGGACGCACUCCAUUCGUGCCCGGAAGACCGACCCUCUGUCCGACGGCACAGUUCGCUUACGACAGGAUAGGUGGAGCAUUACAUAUAGGUGGCUGCGGCCUGGAGGAGUGUGCAACUGCGGUGAUAUGAGGCUCUGCGACACGGCAAAGGAGCAGCAGGGCAUUGAAAAGGAAUACCGCUGGAAAGAGGCGGCGGCGGCAUAGACGAAAUACACAUGGAUGGAGAACGGCGCAUGGGAGGCUAUUCUGCUAUUGCAGGUGUUAUUGCAGGAAUCAUCAUUUUAUACCCAUUUACGACUUUGAUGCAAUACCAUGUUUUUCAUUUUGACGACAUUGAUCACCAUUC
[Torrubiella] hemipterigena is the source of this 816-nucleotide messenger RNA. NCBI's taxonomy places the organism in Eukaryota, Fungi, Ascomycota, Sordariomycetes, Hypocreales, Clavicipitaceae. The record is from the annotation of a GenBank genome assembly.